AUGGAGUUACAUGAAGAUUCACAUAGGGAAGUAGGGAUUGACCAUUCCUCCCAACUUAUAGCUGUGCAGUUCUGUUUUGAGAAUGUGAAUAAAUCCUGCAUCAAAACCACAUACUCCCCCUUUCCUCGAAUAAUUCUCUAUGUGGUCUUUGGCUUUGGGAUUCUGCUGGCAGUAUUUGGCAACUUGCUGGUCAUCACUGCCAUUCUUCACUUCAAGCAGCUGCACACACCUACAAACUUCCUCAUUGCCUCCUUGGCCUGUGCUGACUUUUUGGUUGGACUCACUGUGAUGCCCUUCAGCAUGGUGAGGUCAGUGGAAAGUUGCUGGUACUUUGGGGAGAGUUUCUGUAAAUUUCACACCUGUUUUGAUGGAUCAUUUUGCUAUUCUUCUCUCUUCCAUUUGUGUUUCAUCUCUAUUGAUAGAUAUAUUGCUGUCACUGACCCUCUGAUCUAUCCAACCAAGUUCACAGUGCGCAUUUCAGGGAUAUGUAUUGCUCUCUCCUGGGGUUGUUCAAUAACGUAUAGUUUUUCUCUCUUUUACACAGGGGUCACUGAUGAUGGGUUGGAGGAUCUGGUCAUUGCUCUCAGUUGUGUGGGAGGUUGCCAGGGUGCAAUAAAUCAAGACUGGGUUCUUGUUGGAUUUCUUUUGUUCUUUAUACCAACAAUUGCUAUGCUCACUAUAUAUGGCAAAAUUUUUUUAGUGGCUAAACAGCAGGCUAGAAAGAUAGAAAGUAGUAGCAACCAAGCUCAGGCUUCUGCAGAGAGCUAUAAAGAAAGAGUAGCCAAAAGAGAGAGAAAGGCUGCUAAAACAUUGGGAAUUGCUAUGGCUGUGUUUCUUGUCUCCUGGCUGCCAUAUUUCAUUGAUAUACUAAUUGAUGCUUAUAUGAAUUUCAUAACUCCAGCUUAUGUCUAUGAGAUCUUAUUGUGGUUUGUUUAUUAUAAUUCGGCUAUGAAUCCUUUGAUCUAUGCCUUCUUUUACCCUUGGUUUCGGAAAGCAAUAAAGCUCAUUGUGAGUGGCAGAAUCUUGAGGAAUGAUUCUUCAUCAAUGAAUUUAUUUUCUGAAGAAGUGGAAAUCCACAACUGA
Messenger RNA from Gracilinanus agilis (Agile Gracile Mouse Opossum), 1083 nucleotides. Its product is annotated as trace amine-associated receptor 9-like. Gene Ontology annotation, molecular function: trace-amine receptor activity. The record is from RefSeq and is a predicted model, not a curated record. Gene Ontology annotation, cellular component: membrane. The transcript has a single exon. Gene Ontology annotation, biological process: G protein-coupled receptor signaling pathway. Bases 1 to 1083 code for a protein of 360 amino acids. NCBI's taxonomy places the organism in Eukaryota, Metazoa, Chordata, Mammalia, Didelphimorphia, Didelphidae.